Molecule: messenger RNA, 678 nt
Organism: Priceomyces carsonii
Lineage: Eukaryota; Fungi; Ascomycota; Pichiomycetes; Serinales; Debaryomycetaceae
Exons: 1
Coding region: 1-678 (225 amino acids)
Source: RefSeq, a predicted model, not a curated record
AUGCAUCACGAAUAUUCAGAACCAGAAACUCUUGUGAACUCAGAAGCAACUAGUACCGUUGGUGUAGAUGAUAAAGAAAGUUUGGAGGAAGCUUUGCUAUCGAGCUCAAAGUUUUUAAACUAUCGAGAAUCGUAUGAAAGGCAUGCUAUCAAAAACCCACAUAGUGUAAUUGAAGAACACUUAUAUCCAAAUUUUACUGGCCAGACUUUAAUGGGAAGGGACAAGGUCAAUUACAGAGGGGAUACUUUCUAUUUCAUAGACGAAAAAUAUUUCAAAUAUGAAGAUUUCAAUGAAGUUGAUGGAGAAAAUUUCUCCGUAACUUUUUUGCACUUAGGGUCAAAGUUAUCUGGUCAUACUGGGAUAAUUCACGGUGGCCUCUUGGCCACAUUUUUAGAUGAAAUGACAUGCAGGUUAGCAUUUCAAAAUAUCUCUUCGAAGAAAGGUGUCACUGCCAAUUUGAAUAUCAAUUAUAGAAAGCCAUGCUUGGCGGAUAACUAUGUGAUGAUCAAGUGUUCGAUAAUCAAGAAGAUAGGGAGGAAAUGUUGGGUAAAGGGAUGUGUUUAUACCGUAGAUUUGGAUAAUGCAUGUGAUAUUGAGGACAACGAAAACUUAGCUGCAGAAUGUGAAGUUUUGGUUGUGGAGCCUAGAUGGGUCCACAAGUUAAGCAAUACAAAGUGA